Molecule: messenger RNA, 1053 nt
Organism: Symbiodinium pilosum
Lineage: Eukaryota; Dinophyceae; Suessiales; Symbiodiniaceae
Source: the annotation of a GenBank genome assembly
AUGGCGGUAGCAACGGGCAACAAUGCCCCAGGGCUACCCCAGCCAGUCUUCGAGUCACUUCUUCAGCGAAUCGAAGGCGAUCUUUUGGCCGCCAUCAAGGCGGCGCCUGGCUACAGCCUCCUCUACGAGCCCAGCGAGGAGCUCCUCCGAUACUGCAGAGAUCUCUUGGCCGGCGGCAAGAGUGGCAAUUCAGUCAAGGACUGGCGCUGUGUGAUGAACAAGCGCAUCGCGCUGUCUUACAAAGAGAAGCCACAGGAGUUGGUUUGGCUCGACGAUAAGCUUGAGCAAGUGGAUCGGACGUCGGCCCUCCUAAAAGGGGAGCGCCAUCUGCCACUGCUUGGUCAUACAGAUAAGGGAGAUGCGGUGGGCUUGAAAAAGCUGUCUCAAAAGUUGAGGGCCUGUUCCCAGCCGGUUGUGGUGAAGCCCCGGCACGGCUCGAACUCCAAGCACGUCUUCCUCUGGCCGAAGCCGCAGGAGGUUGACGCGACAGCGCUGGAGGAGAGUGUCCUGAAGGCAUCAGAGUCUCAUGACAAGUCCUGGGGCAAGGAGUCCUGGAACCAGAAUGCCGUGCCAAAAGGCGUGUUGCUGCAGCCGAUGUAUGCGUCUUUGGCUGAGUUCCUGCACGGCGCUCAAGGUGGAGAGGCACAAGCAGAUCAUCACGCCUUCGAGCGCGGUGUUUGUCCAAAGUACCUGAGGCCCCUGGAGCUCAAGGUACAAGUUCUCUUCGGUGAAGUUGUGGGUGCACAGCUGAAUACCCAUCCGCAGUAUCUCUGGGUGGCUAGAGAUGGCAGUCUCCACCUUUGGGAUCAGACUGCUGAAGGAUUUCAGACUCGGCAUGCCAAAGAACCGGAGGAGCUCCCACAAGAGCUUGUGAAUCCCCUGCGAGAAACACUCCAGGAGCACUGGCAGCGACUGCGGUGCGAUUCGGAGCAGCUCGCAAAAUUGGCGGGCUUGGACGAGAUUCGCGUGGACUGGCUGCUCGGGGAUCCAAAGUGGGGGCCCCGUAUAGGCGAGUUGACCCACCUGGGUACUUUCGCUAUUGAGCUGAUGCCU